CUGCAGUCUUUCUCAUCUCCAUCUCUUCUCGGCCCUCACCAUGCCGCCGCGCCUCGUCAUCUCCCCACCGCUCCUCAACGCCGCCUGCCCAUGGGCGACAGACCUGUCCUACCUGCUCCCACUAUACGCCUCGCCCUCUACGGGCGCGAUCACGACGCGCACCUCGCUGCUCGACGGCUAUCCGCACGACGACGCGCUCAACACCUUCCUCUUCUUCGACGCGGCGACGCACGACGCCUCCCCCCUCGCCCCCCGCGCCCCGGGCACAUGGGACGCGCGCACCUCCUCACUAAACAGCUUUGGGCUGAGCCCGCUCCCCCUCGCCUCGUAUUUAGACAUGGUGCGCGCGCUCGCGCGCGCCCACCCCGGCUCGCGCAAGCCCAUCAUCCUCUCGGUGACGGGCACGCCUGAGGCCUGCCGCGAGGCCAUUGAACAGGUCGCCGCGCUCGCAAAAGAGGUGUCCCCCCCGCUCGCGGUCGAGCUCAACCUCUCAUGUCCGAACGUGCCCGGACACCCGCCCCCGGCAUACUAUCCCGCUGCGCUCGCCGCAUUCCUCGCCGCCAUACCGGAUACGGAGGUGCCGGUGGGCUUGAAGACGCCGCCGUAUACCCACGCGGACCAGUUCGAGAUGCUCGUGUCCGCGUUGGCGGAGAGCGGGCGCGUGUCGUUCCUUACCUCGACGAACACGCUCGGCGGGUGCGUCGUCAUGGCGGACGACGGGGAGGGGCCGCACCCCGUCCUCCCCGGCGCUUACGGCGGCAUGGCGGGCCCCGCGAUACAUCCCCUCUCGCUCGGCAAUGUGUCGUCGCUCCGCGCGCUUAUUGACAAGCGCGGCCUCGACAUCGACAUUAUCGGCGUCGGCGGUGUCGCGGACGCUCACGGAUACCGGCGUAUGCGGCGGGCCGGGGCUAGCGCCGUCGCGGUUGCUACGGCGCUUGGGAAGCAGGGUCCCGCAGUGUUCGAUAGGAUAUCGGCAGGUCUCGAGCGGGACGCCAAGUUGUAGCACCAUGAGUCGAUGCAUGAUAUGUCGU
Molecule: messenger RNA, 1031 nt
Organism: Cutaneotrichosporon oleaginosum
Lineage: Eukaryota; Fungi; Basidiomycota; Tremellomycetes; Trichosporonales; Trichosporonaceae
Biological process (GO): 'de novo' pyrimidine nucleobase biosynthetic process
Cellular component (GO): cytoplasm
Molecular function (GO): dihydroorotate dehydrogenase activity
Source: RefSeq, a predicted model, not a curated record